Zophobas morio is the source of this 1243-nucleotide messenger RNA. RefSeq lists its product as uncharacterized. The record is from RefSeq and is a predicted model, not a curated record. NCBI's taxonomy places the organism in Eukaryota, Metazoa, Arthropoda, Insecta, Coleoptera, Tenebrionidae. The transcript has a single exon. Bases 32 to 1207 code for a protein of 391 amino acids.
UGUUUAUGUCACCAGUCGUGAACCGUGCACCAUGAAACUCGAACAAAUUAAAAAUAUUUCCUCUCUUCUCAAUUUGCGCCCUAACCAGAAGGUACUAGGGUACAAAAUCAAACCCUUGACGGCACCUGGGGAAAAUUAUGGCAGCUUGAUGCUAAACGCACAGAUUUCUCUAGAAAGUGACGAACUUAACGUCGUCAUUAAAAUGGUACCACCUAGUGAGUUCCUGCGAGAGCUUUUCAACAUCCAAGUUACUUUUCGGAAUGAAGUGGCCUUCUACAAGAACAUAGUACCGCUUUUGCAAAACUUCCAAAGAGAGCAUGGAGUCGAAAACGUGAUUGAUUUCUUCCCGGAGUACUACGGAAGCAGAUUGAAUCUUAUUGGCGAUGAGAAGGUGGAUUUAGAUGCAGCUCUAGUACUUGAGAAUUUGAAGAUCAAGAAUUAUAUUACAAUGGAAAGGACGGAAGGGUUAGGUUUAGAUGUAGCGAAACUAAUCAUCAAAGAUCUGGCAUAUUUCCACGCCGUGCCUUUAGCCCUCAGGCUACAAAAACCUGACGUUUUUGACAAAGAAAUCAAGCCAUAUUUGUCCACGUGGUUGCCUUUGGAAGACGGCCACAGUAAUAUGAAGGCACAACUCGAUAUAAUAAUCAAUCAAGUAGAGGAAGUUAGUAAGUUUAGAGAUAGGAUACUCAAAGGUUUCGAUAUGGAGAUGGUACCACACGAUCCGGGUGACCUUUUCGCGACUUUAACCCAUAACGACUGUUGGACCAACAACAAUAUGAUCAAGUUCGAAGGGAACAAGCCCGUCAAGAACAAAUUGGUUGACUACCAAGUGUGCGACUACGGAUCACCUGCCAGAGACGUAGUUUUCUUUAUAUUUUCCAGCGUGAAGAGUGAUAUUAUUGAAAAGUACUACGACAGUCUUGUUUUGUUGUAUCAUGACACUUUUAUAUCAGUCUUGACCGAGCUUUGUUGUGACAUAGAGCCGUUUACACUCACAGCUUUAAAGAAAGAGCUGGAUUUUGAAGCCCGAAAUUCUGAGUUUGCGCAUGUCAUGUUUAUGCUUUUUGUGAUGUUUGCGCCUAAACAGAGUGCGAAGGAGAUGUCUGAAGUUACCCCUGAGAGUAUGGUUGCGUCGGAAAUUACUGAUUUGUUUAAGCAAAGGUUGAUUUUUGUUGUGAACGAAUUUGUGAAAAGGGACUGGAUUUAGAGUGGUAUUAAAGGAUGUAAUAAUCUUAUAUUGUCA